UGCAGGAGAAGAAAUAUAUAUUUUUACGGUUUUGACCCAUUUAUAAACCUCACUUUUUUUCCGUCUUCCUCUUCAUCGCGCUGUAUUUGGGUUUUGCUGCUGUUGAAAUUUUGACACAAAACAAAAAGGGCUUCGAAAAUGGUACGAUUACAGCCAGAUCCAUUUCUCAAUGAACUGACAAGCAUGUUUGAGCGAACUACUGAACAUGGUUCUGUUUGGGUUACUCUUAAACACUCUUCUGAUAAAUCUAAAGCCCAAAGGAAUAAGAUGAAGACAGCUGGCGAAAAUAUUGAAUUUAAGUGCCUCAUCCGAGCAACUGAUGGGAAAAAGAAUAUUUCCACAAUGGUUGGAGCAAAAGAUCACCAGCGUUUCCAAGCAUCUUAUGCAAUUUUGCUGAAGGCCCGCUUGACUGCAUUGAAGAAGAGGGAGAGGAAGGACAAGAGGAAAGCUGCUGAUUCUGACAAAAAGACUGAAAAUUCGAAAAAGAAAUCUGCUGCUACCAAGGCCUCUACAUGAACUUUAGUCCUUUGGUUUAUCCCCCAUUUUGUUUCUAGGAUAGAGUUGUAGGAUUUGAACCCCAUUUUGGGUGACAAUUCUGUAACUGCAUUACAACUCCAAUGGCAUAGAAUGAUGAAAGGAGAUGUUUUUACUCAUUUGUUUCACUUGAAUUAGUCAAACUUCCUGAAUAGCUUGUUGGGAUUAUGGAACAUUUGAAGAAAUUUUGUCAUAAUCUUGAUUUUUAAUUUCAUGAA
Molecule: messenger RNA, 752 nt
Organism: Lycium ferocissimum
Lineage: Eukaryota; Viridiplantae; Streptophyta; Magnoliopsida; Solanales; Solanaceae
Product: signal recognition particle 14 kDa protein
Exons: 4
Coding region: 139-516 (125 amino acids)
Biological process (GO): SRP-dependent cotranslational protein targeting to membrane
Cellular component (GO): signal recognition particle, endoplasmic reticulum targeting
Molecular function (GO): endoplasmic reticulum signal sequence receptor activity; 7S RNA binding
Source: RefSeq, a predicted model, not a curated record